Messenger RNA from Anthonomus grandis grandis, 1128 nucleotides. RefSeq lists its product as uncharacterized. The coding region runs from base 1 to 1128 and encodes 375 amino acids. The transcript has 2 exons. NCBI's taxonomy places the organism in Eukaryota, Metazoa, Arthropoda, Insecta, Coleoptera, Curculionidae. The record is from RefSeq and is a predicted model, not a curated record.
AUGAGGGGUAUGGAAAUAUCUGAUUAUCGGAUUGAUGGUCCCGAUCAGUUGCGAACGAAAGAUUUGGCUACGGAGUUGAAAAAUCCGAAUUUCAAAGAAGCAAUCGUCAAUUUCUUCAUUCAACACUGGGCUGAAAAUCACAUGGCACCUUAUAUGAAUAAUAAAGAGAUUUAUAUCAACUGUGAAUCAUGUUAUAAAUAUCAAGUGAACGAUGGAAAAAUUGUCAAAACGUUGGAGCCGUCAUUGACGUGCCCCGCGCACGAGGAGGCGGACACCAAAAUGAUUUUUCACGUUUCUCAGUUGAAGUUCGAUGCGAAUAUUACAAUUCGUUGCUCUGAUACAGAUGUGUUAAUCAUCAUGCUCGGUAAUAUGUCUCAAAUACGUUACAACCAUCACAUUCAUAUGGAAGUUGGUACCGGCAAUCACCAUCGCUUUAUUGACGUUACGAAAUUAUUCGACACUCUUGGAAAAGAUGUGAGCGAAGCGCUGCCUGCCUUCCAUGCUUUUACCGGGUGCGACUUCAAUCCAUCAUUUUUCCGCAAAGGAAAAAAGCGACCGCUGGCAAUAAUGAGAGAAAGUUCUCGCUUCAUUGAAGCAUUCACACAAAUGUCGAUGCCAUCGCAUGAGAAGAGUGAACCUUUUAAAGUGAUUGAAGAGUAUAUCUGUGCUGUGUACGGAUUUAAAACAUUACAAAAAGUUAACCAGGCAAGAGAAGCAACUUUUCAUAAAAAUUACAAAAUUGGUAGAAAUGACGUCUUUGAGUUGCCGAAAACAAAUAUUGAUGGGUCAAGUCUACCGCCGUGCCAAGCUGAAUUAGUCAAUCAAUUUUCAAGAGCAUGUUACAUAUCCGAAACAUGGGCACAUGCACACUUAAAAGUGCCCAAUGGAAAUGAUCCAUCGGAAUAUGGAUGGACACAAGUCAAUGAUACUUUUAGGUACAUCUGGUUUACUGGAAGACAGUUACCAGUUUCUGUCGAUGACAUCACUAUGCAGCCUGAAGAAGAUAACAUUAGUGAUGAUGAUGACCUAAUAUCACAGGCAAGCUCUGAUAGUGAGUCUGAAUGCGAUGAUCAAGAUAACGAUAGUUGUACCAGUCACAGUGAAGAUGAAAUUGAUGAUGAACAGUGA